This is a messenger RNA of Episyrphus balteatus (marmalade hoverfly), 521 nucleotides long. RefSeq lists its product as uncharacterized. The coding region runs from base 126 to 413 and encodes 95 amino acids. Gene Ontology annotation, molecular function: chitin binding. Lineage: Eukaryota; Metazoa; Arthropoda; Insecta; Diptera; Syrphidae. The record is from RefSeq and is a predicted model, not a curated record. The transcript has 2 exons.
AACAAGAGGUGUUUUUUGUGAUAAUUUUUGUAACAAAUUUUCCUAUAAAUGUUCAAUGCUCCUCAAUCUCGGCCAUCAUCUUUUAAGUGUCAACCCAACCGUUAGGUAAAAACUUAAUUUCCGCAAUGAAAUUCUUCGCUGUUUUCGCUAUCUUGCUUGUUUUGGCAGUAAGUUCAAUGGCUGUUCCUUCUGGAAAUGGUCGUCCUGGAUGUAAAACCGAACAGGAAAUCAGAGAUAAGUUGUAUAGGAACUUUUGGGAUCCAACUGCUUACUGGGUAUGCUCGGAACAAAACACUCCUGCUUCGUCAGCCAGGUGUCCCGAUGAGGAAGCAUUCGUAUUUAGUGUAAGGAAAUGCGUUCCAUGGGACGAUUGGACUUGGGAACCUCUUAUUGCUCCAUUGAGUACUCCAUAAGCAUUAACAAUAACAGAAUUUAUUAUUUAAACAGAUAAACAUGAAGAAUAAAUAAAUUUGUGUGAAAAACAUUAAAAUCUGUUAAUAAAAUUUUGUUGAACAUUUAAA